This is a messenger RNA of Astyanax mexicanus (Mexican tetra), 8064 nucleotides long. It is a transcript of the gene glsb, whose product is annotated as glutaminase b. Lineage: Eukaryota; Metazoa; Chordata; Actinopteri; Characiformes; Acestrorhamphidae. Gene Ontology annotation, biological process: L-glutamine catabolic process. The coding region runs from base 134 to 1858 and encodes 574 amino acids. The transcript has 15 exons. The record is from RefSeq and is a predicted model, not a curated record. Gene Ontology annotation, molecular function: glutaminase activity; protein binding.
UAGUAACGGCGUCGUGUUACAGUUGGAGAAGGCGCGCCGGAGAAGAGGUGGCUGAUAUAAAACACUUAUUUUUAUAUCUUUAAAAAGCGAAUUAAAGGCAGGAUUUCACCCCCUGAAGCUCCACAGGAUUGAGAUGUUACAGUUUAGGCUUUCAACUGCCCUGAAGAAGUUGUUGCCAACGAGCCGCGAUCGUCCAUUAACCGGCAUUGUGAGACAUAAAGGCUGCUUCAGCAGCAGCAGCAGCAGCCGCUCCUCCUGCCCUCCUCAUGCCCACCUCACCCCCGCACUGAGGAGCCUCCGCGCCGGCGAGCACCGCGCCCUGCCCCGCACCUGGCCGCCCUGGAGGAGACCCCUCUGCACUAAGACUGAGGGAGCGAUAGAGCCCAGCGAGCCGGCCAAAAAAGAUGAAACCAUACAGGAAACGACAGCAGAGGACAAGAGAAGAAAGGCGGGUAUCCUGCCCAGCCUGGAGGACCUGUUAUUCUACACCAUCGCUGAGGGCCAGGAGAGAAUCCCAGCCCACAAGUUUAUAACAGCACUAAAGGCCACUGGACUGCGAACAGGAGACCCCCGACUGAAGGAAUGUAUGGACAUGCUGAAAGUGACCCUCAAGUCCACGUCGGAUGGGGUGAUGCUGGACCGGCAUUUGUUCAAGAAGUGUGUCCAGAGCAACAUAGUGCUGCUGACCCAGGCCUUCCGCAAGAAGUUCGUCAUCCCCGAUUUCAUGUCUUUUGCCGCCCACAUCGACAAGCUUUAUGAUAAAGCCAAAAAUAUGUCUGGAGGUCAGGUUGCCGACUACAUUCCUCAGCUUGCUAAGUUCAGCCCGGACCUGUGGGCCGUUUCGCUGUGUACGGUGGACGGACAAAGACACACUGUAGGCGACACCAAAGUGCCGUUCUGUCUGCAGUCGUGCGUGAAGCCGCUAAAGUACGCCAUUGCUGUGCACGACCAUGGCACGGAGUAUGUACACCGAUUCAUUGGCAAAGAGCCCAGUGGCUUACGCUUCAACAAACUCUUUCUGGACGAGGACGAUAAACCCCAUAAUCCCAUGGUGAAUGCUGGUGCGAUUGUGUGUACCUCUCUGAUAAAGCAAAGGGCAAGCAAUGCGGAGAAGUUUGACUAUGUGGUGAAUUUCCUCAAUAAGAUGGCGGGGAACGAAUACGUGGGUUUCAGCAACGCGACAUUCCAGUCAGAGCGUGAAUCAGGUGAUCGGAAUUUCGCUAUCGGCUACUAUCUGAAAGAGAAGAAGUGUUUCCCUGAGGGCACAGAUAUGACGUCCAUCCUGGACUUCUACUUUCAGCUCUGCUCCAUUGAGGUCACGUGUGAGAGCGCCAGUGUCAUGGCGGCGACGCUGGCCAACGGUGGCUUCUGUCCAAUCACAGGCGAGCGAGUGCUGAGUCCUGAGUCCGUACGCAACACACUGAGCCUCAUGCACUCCUGCGGCAUGUAUGACUUCUCCGGACAGUUCGCCUUCCACGUGGGUCUGCCGGCCAAGUCAGGCGUGGCUGGGGGCAUCUUGCUGGUGGUACCCAAUGUAAUGGGCAUCAUGUGUUGGUCUCCUCCACUGGACAAGCUGGGCAAUAGUGUGCGUGGCAUCCAGUUCUGCCAGGAUCUGGUGUCCUUGUUCAACUUCCACAACUACGACAACCUGCGGCACUUCGCCAAGAAGCUGGACCCCCGGCGUGAGGGCGGUGACCAGCGGCAGCACAUCUCCUUUGGACCCAUGGAUUACGAGAGCCUGCAGCAGGAGCUGGCUCUCAAAGACACUCUGUGGAAAAAAGUCUCGCCCACUGAGUCCAAUGAGGACAGUUCCACCACUGUAGUCUAUAGGAUGGAAAGUCUCGAGGAGUGCUACUAAGCGGACCUGCUUCACCUGGACGGCGUUAACCCGUGGGCCCGACAGCUUUAUUUAUUUUACUUUGCUUCGUUUUUUUGUUUCUUUUGUCUUGUUUUAUUUGUGAGACUGUCUUACCAGAGUUUUCGUCUCUGUCUUCCUCUCUGCAAGGGUCCGUCAUGUCCCCUCACUGAGGUAGACACUGAUGCAGCUGCUCUGCUUCUGUUUGUGUUCUCUGUAUGUGUUACACUGCAGGAAACCAAAGUAAAACGUGAGAAGGAGGAGGAGGUGUUUGUUUCAUAAGUCAGGCUGUGUGUUAAUAAGAGGAGGGCUGAAAGUGCACUGACAGGUUAAAGUGCAGUUAAAGGGCAAGGAGGAAGAAACCGCUUCAGUGGAGCUUUAUUUUUCUAUUCAUUUCAGUUCUCUCUCUUUUACCAGCAAGUGUUAAAGGGGAAUUCUAAACAAAGUCAUUCAGAGAGAAGCUAAAUUAGUCAAAUGAUCAGUUUGUAGAAAAAAAAAUAUUAAGAAAACCUUCUUAAGCCCUGUCUAGACGGGAUUAGUUUUUCUAUGAUAUAACGUUAGUAGUUUACGUGGAUCUCCAUGGAGAUGGGCGCCCGAAGUGUAAUAACAGUGCGUGGCAGUAGACAAAUAGCUAUUUUAUUAAAUGCAGGGUGACUAAACUCAGAGAUGUGGAUCUGGACGGGACUAAAAUUACUGGAGGACCACAGAGUUAAGAUAAAAACAGUAGGUAAUUCAGCCUGUAAUUUUUAAAGGUGUCUGAGAAAAAUACAUACAUGGUUGUUCCGGACUGAAAUAAAAUCACACAGGACCCCCCAUAAAAGACAAAAUUACCCCAGGCCCCCCUGAGAAACUAAUCCCAUCCAGAUAGGGCUUUAGCUUAAAAAUGGAAAUCAGUGUAAACAGAUAAAAAGUUAUGCUGGAGCAUUCCUGUUGGUCCAUUCUUAAUGAUUAUUUGACAUAAUAUAAAGAAUAUCAUCAAGAUCUUUAUCUUCAAAAAAAAAGUGAGAAACGGCAAAAAAAAUGUAGAUGCAAGAAUUUCAUCCAUCAGUGACAAUAUAGAGGUGAGUGGAACAUCUGACAAGUUUGACCAUCUGGAGGGAAAACAAACUCACUGGCUGUCUCAAUUUUUUGUAAAUAUCUGUGCAAUAAUACAGUCCAGAACCAUAGUUUAAAAAAAAUCCUGAAUCUGUAGAAUCUACCCUUUCGAUUGCAUCAGAUCAGAUGUGAAUGUACAUGACUCACAUGCAGCAAAAUAUAAAUUAAGGGUUGAUAAUUUGUAAUUCUUUUGAUUCUUUUAUUUAGCAAUUAUAUAGUGAGGAAUUGCCUAUUGGUCAGUUUCACAUGAAUCCAGCCGUUAAACCCAUCAGGAGGCAGAAGAUGAGUUUCUCAGCUGUGCUGUUUUGUUGCAAAGAUAUUAAUAGACAUGAAGAAACAUCAAAUUUGACAAUUUAUCCAAAUAUUAUGCAAAAAGUUUGACCCCCAGAAGGUUGUUGACUCUAAAAGUCCAAAACUAAAUUGCCUAUUGGUCAGGUUUUUGUGAAUCCAGCAGUUUAAUAUGAGGCAACAAGAGGCAGAAGAUUUCUAAGUUUCUUAGCUGUGCUGUUUUAUUGCAAAGAUAUUUGCAAUAGACAUUAAGAAAUAUCACAUUUGACAAUUUAUGCAAAGAUUAUGCAAAAAGUUUGACCCCCAGACUCUAAAAGUCCAAAACUAAAAGUAUUGCUAAAAAUAUAUUGUUUUAUAUUAGUUUCAAGAAUGUAAAGUGUAGUUUUGUAGCAAUAUUUGUAAAUGAAAAAAGGGCUACUUUUCUUUCCUAGACAUUGUAACCUCCUUAUAGUUACUAAAACCUCCGCAAUAGAGAAGCCAAUUGCAACUGCAAGCAGCUGUUCAACAUCAGACAACUCUGAAUGACUUUAUUUGAACCCUAAUAGAUACAUUACUCAGAAUCUUCAGCCUCAAAAUCGAUGUAAUUCCUUCUUGAAAGAAAGUCAAUAUGAGUGAUGCUGCUAAGAGUGAAUGAAUGUGAACUGGCCUCAGUUAGCAUUGAGAAAUAGCUUGUGUUGAUAUAAAAAUUGCAAUUUGCUAACUGCUGUCUGUUUUCUUUCAUUCACUGUUAACAUCUAUUAAAGCUCAUCCUUUAGGAUGAUAAAUCAGGGGUGUACUACAGUCCUGACCGGCUGCUGAGUGGAGAUUAAAGCCUGUCUGAGCCACGUUGUGUUUGAGAAAAGGAGUCAUCCGGUCCCUAGUGGAUCUGGAUGUGCGUUAUCCAAAACUAGCCCCACCCCCUUCGCUCUCUGUAGUCGUAGCCCAGCGUGACGUCAGCAGUGUUUCUACAUCAGUAGCUUUGCUCCAUCAAUCGCAUCGUGAGCUUUUGAGUUCAGAGGAACGCUCACACGCUCUGACACACUCCCACACACUCUGACAUGCACCCCAUGGGACUACCCACAGUGUGUGUGUGAGUGUGUGUGUAUUGAUCGGGGUGCUGUGUGUUUGUGUGUUGUGUCAGAAGGAGGUGAGGUGACGCAGGCUUGCAUGACCUUCAGACUCUUCAGGACAUGCUAUAGCCUGAUAGCUUCCAUGGCUCAAGCGCUUCUGCUAGUUUUAUUAUUAUUAUUUUUUUAAAGGCUUUUCUGCAACAGCUGCUGCUAACCUGCUAACUAUUCCAGUGUAUGAAUUACAUACAGCAAAGGAAAAUUAAUUAUUAUUAUUAUUUUUAUUAUUAUUAUAACUGCAUAAAUAUGGGGUAGUGAAACAACAUAUAUAUGUAUAUAUAUAUAUUAUUGCCAUUAUCAUUCUUGUCUUAAUUUAACACAGAGUAUUGCUCUGAAAAUGUCUAAAAUGCUUAUAUAAAAUAUAUUUAAAAAAGAAAACUGUUUAAACCUGAUCACAAUACUGAGAUCAUAAGACCUUACAGCAGACAGCAGCGCCCCCUGCUGCCUCGCUUAAUUUUUUUUUACUGACAGGUCUGAGGAGUUUAAAGCUGUUGCAAUUUAAUUCCCCAAGCCUCACAUAUACUUUCAUAAACCUUGUAUUUCCUUGUAUUUUUGCCUCAGUUCUUCGCUUUUUGACAUUAUUUAAAUCUGACAGAUGAAUGGACCAAUGGAAAUGCUCCAAAAAGUCUUGGAAUUAAAUCUUUUAACACUGACGGACAUUGAAAGUUAGGAUUUUAGAGAUAUAAAAUUUUAAAAGUGUGUUAGAGCAACAGUACACAUCAGCCAUAACAUUAAUACCACCUGUUUAAUGCUGAGCUCUAAGUUUUCCAAUCAGCCAUAACAUUAACACCACCUGCCUAAAUUGGCGUCUCUCUAAUGCUUAUUAGAGUGCGCUAAUGGUGCUAAUGAUAUGGCUAAUUGUGUGUUAUACUAAACAUGCUGUAGUUGACACACUGUAAGAAGUGUCUGGGACUCUAGGAAUACUACAUAUCUGCCCUUGUUGAAAUGUCUUUAUGAAUGGACCAAUAGAAAAGCUUUAGGAUUAAUUGGUAUAAAAUGAUAUUGCUAUUUUACAUUGACCUCCAUUGCAGGUUAAGAAGGUCUUUCAUAAUCCUGUAAAGUUGCCAUUUUUCAAGAUAUACAAUGUUUGUGCAUAACAGUAAUAAUACACUAAUAAGCCAUAACAUUAACGCCACCUCCCUAAUAUUGAGCAGUUUUUAACAGAUCUGACCAUUCAUUGCAUGAACUUCACAUGACCUCUGAAGGUGUUCUGUGAUAUCUUGAUAUCCUAAAUGUUAUGGCUGAUUUGGAGUAUACUAAACACGCUGUAGUCGAAUUAGAGAAGUGUCUAGUCACUAUUCAGCAGCCGGAUCAGAUGCAUAAACAGUCAGUAUCUCACACCAAAUCUAUCUUAUCUCUCUGCCCUUAAUGCUGACCUGGCCCCGUUUGCACAUGUACAUAUUUCAGCAGAGGCCUUAGAUCUAAUGCUGCUUCUAGCUAUUCUGGAACCUAUCUGGUGUUCUGCUGCUGCUUAAUGUACUGUUGAACAGAUAUCGUGCAUCAUUUAACUUUACUCCAUCAUGGUUAAUGCUUCAUCAUGGUUGUGUGGGUUGAAGCCUCGCUCAGGAACUGCAGCAGGCCAGGCGAUGAUGUGCACACAUGCAUAUUGUAUUGCUUUAGUGGAGGUCAUUAAACUUCUAGUUAUUCUGCAGCUAUUGUGGUUGCAGUAUCCCUUACUGGGUUGCCUGGGGCAGCGGUUCCUGAUUGAGGCUUUAGUCUUUCUGUUUUUUUUUUUUUUUUUUUAUGGUUACUGUUGCAAGAAAAGGGAUUGCAGAAUUGCAGCUUUUGUAGAUGCGGUUUUGGGCUGUUCACUUAAAAUAUGAGAACAAAGUGACAGCCUGUAGAUUAUUAAAGAGAAAAAAAGUGGAGACUGCUAUUAGGGGUGCACAAUAUGAUACAAAUAUAAUAUCACAAUAUUUAAAGACAUUUUUACAAUACAAAAAAUAUAGUGCAAUCCAAGUGAUUGCAGAAAAAUGCAUUUAAUCAGUUCUAUUCAAGUUCAAUCUUACAUUUGAUGCAUUUUAUCCAGUUAAACAGGACUAAUUACACGCAUGUAUAAGCUUUACAAAAUGUUAUCUCAUAUUUCUCAGUCUGCGCAUGUUUGAAAUGUACAUCAAAGUGAGCAAUGAUGUCACCAUGUUUCCCUUCUAAUGGUGAGCUAAACAAAAUGUCAAAUAUUUUCUCUAAGGUUGAGCUUUCAGUGAAGUUCCUCCAGCAUUAAGGCUGGGUGCAGCAGCAUUAGCAUUAGCAGCGUUAGCGGGGCGUAAAUGCCACCCAAGGAACCCUGAGUGUUCCGGUAACCCAGGACACUGUCUUCUGAAUGACAAAAAUGCUAGUGCUGCAGGUAGAUGCUAAUGCUUAUAAAAUUUAUUAGAAUUAUUUUUUUUUUUUUUUUGGAAAAAUUAAUGGAUUUUAAGUGCGCCUUGUAGUAAAAAGAAAAAAAUACAGUAAUUGUAUACCAGUGACAUAAUGAUGAUAUAAUAUCAUAAAUGAAGAUUUUAUAUGACUUAAAGUUGAUCAACUGGCUUAUUGACAUUAAUAGGUGCAGAAAUGAAAUUUCUGUUUCAUGAUCCAAAUACUAAUUACUGAUUAAGUGCAUGUAAGAGCUUUGUUUGGAACUUUGAUUACUAACAGAUCCUGAUUUGCUGCAGUUAUAUUAUUGAGUCAUAUUGCCCACCCCUAAUUAUUCAUGCCUUCUUGCAACAGCAACUAAAUGAAUGUUUGUUUGUUGUUUUUAUUAUUAUUAUUAUUAUUAUUAUUAUUAUUAUUAUUAUUAUUAUUUUAUCUGACAGUAACAGCAGCCUUCAGGCUGACGUUUAUGAGUGUUUCUUUCUUUAUUUUAUUCACUCUUUGUUACUACUAUGUGUAUAAAUUGCUAGGCCUCAUUAUUUUAUGUGUAGAGCAUGUAAGUUUGUAUUCACUGGUUAUAUAUACAGUAUAUAUUAUAUAUUGAUUAUAUUUUAUUUUUUCAUGAUUUUGUACAAGCGUGAUGAGUAACAAGGCAUGUGUUAUAAGCUUGAUUUUUCCCCCCCUCCCCUUUUGUGUCUCACAUUUGUCAUUUGAGCUCUUCCAAUGAAUAACCAUCAAUUUCAAUUUUAGCUUUAAACUUUAUUUUAAAUCAUGAAACUACUUCUUUUUUCCUGAAGAUAUUUUAAAUAAAAUGAUGUACAAUAGUAAAAGGAAGAAAUGGUUGAUAAUGUGGUUAUUCAUGUGAGAAUAGCUCAUGUUCUCUUUCUGUUUCCAUGUUAAUGGACUGGAUUUGAAUGCUUGUGUAUUUUCGGUGCUGCUGCAGUUUCUCUGAGCCUGCCUCUCGCUCUUCUGAUUAUCUGGUGGUCUGGUUGGAGCGUUGGGUAAGAGCGGGAGGCAGUCUCCCAUUGUAAAAAGGUUAACGGAAGCAGGACACGAUGAUUACUUGAACAAUGAAGGGAAACUAAAUUUUUUUCUCUGUAUUACUAAUGUGACUAUUCCUGUAUAAACUGUAAAACAGCCAUGCUCUAAAGGUCUUGGCUUGCAGUAGCAGUAUUUAUUUAAAGAUGCUUUCAGUUGUUACACUUUUCCAGUAUAUAACAGGUUCAACUUACUGCUUCAGAUUUCAAACACAGUGUUGCUUUUCUCUGCUUGUUUUAUUUUUUUGUGUGUUUGUUUUUUCUUCACUUUUAGUGUCUUGCUGAUAAUUCACAUUUUUGUAUCAUUUUAAUAAAUGUACUUAACCUCGUCUCA